GAGUUUGCUACAACAUCUCAUUUGAUCAGAAGUCAUUGUUAGCCAGCCUUAAGAAAACGGAAUGGUCCCUCGCCCAAUAUUUGCAAGGUACUCUGGGUGAAAACAACUUUGGCAUCAAUAGUGACGUGGUGAAAAGUAGGACAAAGCACCAUAAGACCGGCACGGGUGUCGUCGUUGGAAACCACCGACCCACACUUGAUUAAGUUGUACGAACGCCAGCACAGUGACCGUCUUCACUGAAAAUUUACAAGACCAGGAGACAGCACCAUGGGAGACAUAAGUGGCGGGAUGAAGUGUAUUAAAUACACGCUGUUUACCUUCAAUCUGCUCUUCUGGUUGAUGGGAGCUGCCAUGUUGGGCCUGGGGAUCUUCCUGCUGGUUGACACGAACACAGGAUCCGUGCUGUCCGUGACAGGUGUGCCGACUGGCGAGCUGUACGCAGGUGGCAUCGUGCUGACCGUGGCGGGGUCCAUCACCAUGGUAGUGGGCUUCUUCGGUUGUUGUGGUGCCAUCAAGGAGAGCCAGUGUAUGCUUGUCACGUUCGCUGUGUUUCUCUGUUGUCUUAUUGCUAUGGAGAUUGCUGUUGGAGUGUACUACGUCGUCGCCAAGGACAGGGUGAAUGAACUGAUAGAGAACAGUCUGAACUCACUGGCAAACAAAAACUACACGGAGUACAGCACUGCUGAACAGGCACUUAUCGACACUCUUCAAAAGGAGAUGGAAUGUUGCGGAAUGAACUCCACCGAUGACUGGGACCCAAAACCCUCCUCCUGUGUCUGUGACAUCAGCUUGACCAACUGUGUGACACCUGGGAACUGGAACAGGGCGUGUACACCCCAGGUGAUUGCUUUCAUCGCCAGGAACAUCUACAUCAUUGGUGGCGUCGGGAUUGCUUUUGGUGCCGUAAUGAUCAUGGGGACGAUCCUUGCGUGCAGCCUGUGUAAUGCUGUGAAGAAAAGCAGUAAUCAAAUAGCCUAGUGACAAUGAACUUCAAAUACCAGCUCAUCUUUGUUCGUUUUUUUUUAACUAUAUAGAACAACUUCAUGGUUCCAAACCGCAUGAGUGUGUGCAGAGUGCAUAUGAAUAGAGAACUGUCAGAGUUUGGAUAGAAGAGUUCUUAGACAGAUGCUUGUUUCUGAGGUGGCUUUGUUGAGAUAGACAGAUAUUGACUGACCAAUCAGAAUCUAGAACACCUGUACAUAAGAUUGUUAUCAAUCAAUUACUCCACUGGUAUCUAUUACUUCUUUCCUAUCUUGUGCAAAUUUCAACAUAAAAUCCAUUUGAAAAUAUGAUUGGUAUAAAAGUGAGCACAACUAUCUAUAGGGCAUGCUGGAUUGAUGCAUUGCUUUUACUUUCUGUUAAAUAGUAUAUUACUGGAGAACACUACUAGUAUUACUUUUAACAUUUUUAUCCAACUGUGUAUGACUUGGAUGUGAAAGAAUGAACAGUUUGAACCUGUAAGACAAAAUGUCUUCAAUC
This is a messenger RNA of Branchiostoma belcheri (Belcher's lancelet), 1479 nucleotides long. RefSeq names its product CD9 antigen-like. The coding region runs from base 268 to 978 and encodes 236 amino acids. Gene Ontology annotation, cellular component: membrane. The transcript is spliced from 7 exons. Lineage: Eukaryota; Metazoa; Chordata; Leptocardii; Amphioxiformes; Branchiostomatidae. The record is from RefSeq and is a predicted model, not a curated record.